AUGUCUUCCUCGUCGCCCCAGAUCACUGGACAGCAGCCCUUGCGGUCAGCCAUGAAGACGGACGAAGAUUGCGCAUCCAACCCCGGUAAAGUUGUCCAAAUCGCUGAGCCAGAGGCUGACGCUGCCGCUCCACCUCCAACUGCCCCUCUUCCUGAGCAUUCGGCCCAUCACAAGAGGCAGUACGCCGCCAACAUGGCCAAGAGGCUGACAGGUCGCAUGGGCCUUACCAGCUCCUCCUCCUCUCGCUCUUCCCCAGUCAUGGAGCCGUCGCCUGGCCCGUCUUUUGACGAUGUCGCCGCUGCUGCCGCGGCUCAACCGUCCCACCAUCAUCAUCGCCACGGCCACAAGCAUUACUACGAGAGUCAGAAGCUGCUUGCCCAGCUCAACGACUGGUUGGAGCAUGAAAAGAAGAAGAAAGCUACCCGCAAGAGCAAGACAUCACCCCGACGCCGCUCACCACAGUCAAAGGUCAAGAAGGAACGAUCUUCGGCGGCGCCAGAGACGGCGGAGCCAACAGCCCAGCCCGCCGCUCCCCGUUCACGCUCCGACUCCAUUGAUUCUGACUCUAGCGAUGUUUCGUUUGAUAGGCUGCAGAGGAUCAUCGAGGACAGCAUGGCUUCCAUGGGCAUCAACUCGGUUCCUCAAAUGAGCCCCAAGGUCGGUAGGCGCCCCUCUCUUCGCCACAAGAAGUCGUUGUCGCGUAGCAUGCUGCUAAGGACGGCGAGCUCUGAUACCGACUACAUUGGCGAUGACGUUGUUGUACCAACUUGCGACGCUAUUCUCGAUAACUCAAAGACUCUGAGCUAUAGUGGCGGUGGCAAAAGCACCGAUGACCUGACCCUUGGUGGCCAGGUAGACGAAAAGGAAAAGGCCUGGGAAACUUUCAAGAACGAAAUCGUGCGUCUGGCCCAUACUCUGAGGAUCAAAGGAUGGAGAAGAGUUCCCCUUGAUAGUGGCAACAACGUCUUGGUGCAACGCCUUAGCGGAGCCUUGACCAACGCCGUCUACGUCGUCUCACCCCCCGAGGAUCUCGAGGAAGUGCCCGGCAAGAAGCCCCCGCCAAAGUUGCUGCUGCGGAUCUAUGGACUCGAAGCCCUCAUCGAUCGUGAGAAUGAACUCAGCGUGCUCCGACGACUUGCACGGAAGAAAAUUGGCCCAAGACUUCUCGGUUGCUUCACCAACGGCCGUUUCGAGGAGUACUUCAACUCCAUCACCCUCACCCCCAACGACCUACGCGAUCCCGAUACCUCCAAGCAAAUUGCCAAGCGUAUGCGGGAGCUGCACUUUGGCAUCGACGUCUUAGAAAAGGAGAAGGACGAGGGCCCGGCGGUGCUGAAGAACUGGGAUGCUUGGCUCGGUAACGUUGAGAAGAAGAUCUGUGCUCUUGAUGAAGGUGUCCGGAAUGGUAACUGCGUCUUCCGCGACCGCGGCUACGUUUGCGGCGUGGAAUGGAAGCAGUUCAAAGAGCUUUACGAUAAGUAUCGCGAGUUGGCUCUCAGCGCCUACAAAGGCCACUCCAUCCGCGAGCGCCUCGUCUUUGCCCACAACGACACCCAAUACGGCAACAUUCUUCGCAUGCGCCCCGAAGACGAAAAGUCACCCCUUCUGAAGCCGGCAAACGAGCACAAGCAACUCGUCGUCAUCGACUUUGAGUACGCGUCCGCCAACGUCCCCGGCCUCGAAUUCGCCAACCAUUUCACUGAGUGGUCCUACAAUUACCACCACGAGACCCUACCAUUUGUCUGCAACACGGUCGUCUACCCAACCAUCCAGGAACAGCGCCGCUUCCUCAAGGCCUACGUCGAGCACCGCCCGCAAUACACCCACGGGGGCGGCUCCACACCCCGCCUCACACCCGCCGACGGCAGCACCACCCCGGCCCUUCUCCCGACGAGCUCGUCGAGCUCCAUUAUCGAGUUCAUGCUGGACGCCCGCGUGCCGCCCAAUCACUGGAAGGAGGAGGAGCGCCGCGCAGAGGAGGCCGUCGAGGCUGAGGUCAAGGAGUUGUACGAGGAGACGCGCCUGUGGCGCGGCAUCAACAGCGCGCAGUGGGUCGCAUGGGGCGUCGUCCAGGCUAAAGUGCCCGGCUUCGAGUCCCAGGAGGAGAUUGAGCGGAAGGAGAAGCAGGCGCAGAACAAGGCCGCCGCCGCCGCUGGUAGCGCCGAAGCCAAGGCCGAGGUCCAGGCAGCGGCUGAGGAGGAGGAUGAGGGCGACGAGUACGAUUACUUGGGGUAUGCCCAGGAGCGUGCCUUCUUCUUCUUGGGAGAUUGCGUGCUCAUGGGUAUCGUCAAGAAGGAGGAGCUGCCGGAGGAUGUGCAGAGCCGGCUCAAGAUUGUGGAUUACUGA
Colletotrichum orchidophilum is the source of this 2346-nucleotide messenger RNA. RefSeq names its product choline/ethanolamine kinase. The coding region runs from base 1 to 2346 and encodes 781 amino acids. NCBI's taxonomy places the organism in Eukaryota, Fungi, Ascomycota, Sordariomycetes, Glomerellales, Glomerellaceae. Gene Ontology annotation, cellular component: cytoplasm. Gene Ontology annotation, molecular function: choline kinase activity; ethanolamine kinase activity. The transcript has 3 exons. Gene Ontology annotation, biological process: phosphatidylethanolamine biosynthetic process; phosphatidylcholine biosynthetic process. The record is from RefSeq and is a predicted model, not a curated record.